AUGGCCGGGAGCAGAUAUGUAUCACGCCUGAGUGGCGGUAUUCGAAGCGGUGAUCCACCACCGCUCUACAGCUUAGAUAAAGCUUCGAAAAGCGUUGCGAAUGAGAAGAUCAAGGUACGGGGUUGGUCAGUGACUGGUUGGAAUUGGGCGUUCGACGGGAGUUUUAGACGCCAGCCUCGUACGCGUUUCUCUGAGAUCGAAGUCGGUGAAGAAACCAAUAAUGACACAGUCCUUCGGGAAAACACUAUGGCCAAACAGAAACAGCGGAUAGACACUGACCAAGUGAAGGGUCAGGAUAUUGUAGACAUGAGCAUUUUUCCUCUCGCAUAUGCUGAACCAAAUCUUGUUAACAGACUUCAGAGGAGAGGCGAGACAUUCUGGAAAUGCCGUAACCGACGCCUAGUUUCAUACAUGGAAAAAGUUGUGGAUAACACACAAAAUAUGGUUGAAGAGCGGUACAUGAUUGACUUCAAAACCUUCUGUAGCCUGCAUCGGAAUAACAACUUUCCAGAGUCAUCGUUGGACGAACUUGGAGAUGAUGCUAUGGCUAAGGAUGAGCCGCCAGACGAGAAAUUUAGUUACCUACUCCCACCCACAAUCAAGGGCUACAACCUACGACUCAAAAAAUGGUUCGAUCUGGAAGUUGACCGAAUCUCUGAAGUUAAAUGGAAUGUGGAAGCAUUCGAAACCCUGGUCCUCGAACGAAAAGCCAGAAAUCUCAUCCUCGCCCUUGUCAGCAACCAAAUAGCGGCCGAGAAAUCAACCGAUCUCAUUGCCGGUAAGGGCAACGGCCUGAUUCUAUUGCUGCAUGGUGGACCAGGCAGUGGCAAGACCCUGACCGCCGAGAGUGUCGCUGAAAUAGCCCAGAAGCCGCUAUAUCGUGUAUCAUGUGGGGACGUGGGUACGAAAGCGGAAGAUGUUGAAAACUUGGAGGAUCUGGAGAGGAAUGCCCUCGUUUCUGUGUUCCUACGGGUCCUAGAAUACUACGAAGGAAUUCUGGUGCUCACCAGUAACCGUGUAGGAACGUUCGACGAAGCAUUCAGGUCAAGAAUCCAGCUUGCGCUGCAUUACCCCAACCUGGGCCAAUACCAACGAUUACGCGUUUGGGAGAACUUCAUCAAGCGGCUCGAAUCUUUCGGUGACGACAGAGUGGAAACGCAAGACCUUCGCGAUCAUCUCGAGGAUUUGAGCAAGGAGAAGAUGAAUGGCCGACAGAUACGAAAUGCAAUCACUACCGCGAGGCAAUAUGCCGAUUGGCAAUCUGAACAAUCGAAAGACGGCGUGGUAAAGAAAAUGACCUACGGGCACCUGAAGGAUGUGAUUGAGGUUGCUAGCCGCUUCGACAAGUACCUUGACCAACUACAUGGUGGGCUUUCUGCUGACCAGCUUGCGGAGGAUGAAGGACUGAGACUCCCCUCGACUAAUAAUAUAAACAAAGAUUAG
Messenger RNA from Endocarpon pusillum Z07020, 1443 nucleotides. RefSeq lists its product as uncharacterized. The record is from RefSeq and is a predicted model, not a curated record. Gene Ontology annotation, molecular function: ATP binding; ATP hydrolysis activity. The coding region runs from base 1 to 1443 and encodes 480 amino acids. NCBI's taxonomy places the organism in Eukaryota, Fungi, Ascomycota, Eurotiomycetes, Verrucariales, Verrucariaceae. The transcript has 3 exons.